Molecule: messenger RNA, 963 nt
Organism: Aureobasidium pullulans EXF-150
Lineage: Eukaryota; Fungi; Ascomycota; Dothideomycetes; Dothideales; Saccotheciaceae
Product: Arabinanase/levansucrase/invertase
Exons: 1
Coding region: 1-963 (320 amino acids)
Biological process (GO): carbohydrate metabolic process
Molecular function (GO): hydrolase activity, hydrolyzing O-glycosyl compounds
Source: RefSeq, a predicted model, not a curated record
AUGCGAACAACUGGCAACACUCAUCCUACACAAGUCAUCUCUGUCGACUUUGCGGAUCCUGAUCUUUUGCAAGAUGGCAACCAAUGGUGGGCUUUCGCGAGCAACAAUCACAAGACUAUCGCUGCCGUGGGUGGUAGUCUCAUCAACGUUCAGAUUGCUCGCUCUCCGGACUUUAACUCAUGGACCGUGACCGGCAGCGAUGCUUUGCCAACGGUCGGUGCUUGGGCCGACCCUAAGGCUGGCAAUCAAGGUGCAGCCGUUUGGGCACCGAGCGUCAGCAAGAACAAGAAAGGGCAGUAUGUUCUAACUUACUCCGCUGCUGUCAAGGGUAGCCCUGGCAAGCACUGCGUAGGUGCUGCUGUAGCUUCUCAGCCUCAGGGUCCUUACACCCCACAAGCUACACCUCUUGUAUGCCCCCUUGACCAGGGCGGCGCUAUUGAUUCCGGUGCAUUCAAGGAUGCCGACGGAACACAAUACGUUGUAUACAAGAUUGAUGGCAACUCUAUGGGCCACGGCGGCGUUUGCGGCAACACCAAUGCUCCCAUGGUCAACACGCCUAUCAUGAUCCAACGUGUGGCAGAUGAUGGUUUCACUCCCGUCGGCAGCCCAGUCAAGCUCUUGGACCGCAGUGACCUUGACGGUCCUCUGAUCGAAGCUCCUUCGCUUACGCGUACCUCUAAUGGCAAAUAUGUGCUCUUUUUCAGCAGUAACUGCUUUGCGACCUCCAACUACGAUGUCACCUACGCAUUCGCCGAUAACAUCAUGGGCCCGUAUGUCAAGCGUGGCCCCAUGAUGGUCACUGGCACCAACAACCUCUACGCUCCUGGCGGUCAAGCCAUAGCCGCCGACGGCAAGCACAUGAUGUUCCAUGCUGGCGAUGUUGGCUCUGCAAACAUGGGCUGGAGAGGCGCAUACACUCAAAUCAUCAACAUUGACACCGGAAGUCAAGUUGUCUCGUCGUAG